This is a messenger RNA of Cucumis melo (muskmelon), 985 nucleotides long. RefSeq lists its product as uncharacterized. Lineage: Eukaryota; Viridiplantae; Streptophyta; Magnoliopsida; Cucurbitales; Cucurbitaceae. Gene Ontology annotation, cellular component: mitochondrion. Bases 267 to 845 code for a protein of 192 amino acids. The record is from RefSeq and is a predicted model, not a curated record. The transcript has 3 exons.
AGAGUUAUACACUUCAAUUUUAGUGUAUGAUUGCCAAAAAGAAGGAAAAAAGACACCUUUUUAGCUAACUUUUUGUGUUUGCAAGUGUGUGAAGAACAACGGUGGUGACGACAGUCGAUUAAGCUAGGAAGCAAAUAUCUGGCUUAUAAUGCUUCACAUAAAUUUCUCUUUCUCUGUUGAUUUUGUGGGAUCCUUGUUUUCUCUCUAAACCCAAACUCUCAAUUCAGAGCCUAUGUCUUGAGAUCCCGACCUUUGAUUUUCUGAUAAUGGCAACUGCUUCUUCUCUAAUUGCCUUUUCAUCUUUUUCCAACUUUUCCUUUACUCAUCCAAAUUUCAGAUUUCAUUUCAAUUUUCCUAACCCACCUCUCAAAUUCAACUCCAAACCUUUCAGGGUUCAAGCCCUUAAACAGAAAACCGGCGAAAUCGAUCGCCCAUCUCCAUCUUCCUCUUCUUCUGCAGAUGAAGUUACCAAGAAGUACGGACUUGAAGCUGGUCUUUGGAAGAUAUUUAGCUCUAAGGAGGAGGGUGAAGGGACAAACAAAUCAAAGGGUGAUCAAGCAAAAGAGUUGCUAGCGAAAUAUGGGGGUGCAUAUUUAGCCACCUCCAUAACUCUAUCCUUGAUCUCUUUCUCUCUAUGUUAUGCGCUCAUCAGUGCCGGUGUCGACGUUCAAGCUCUUCUGCAGAAGGUAGGAAUUUCAACUGAUGAGACAGGAGGGAAAGUUGGAACAUUUGCUUUGGCAUAUGCAGCACAUAAAGCUGCUUCUCCGAUAAGGUUUCCUCCAACAGUGGCUCUCACUCCAAUUGUUGCAAGUUGGAUUGGGAAGAAAGUUGAGAAAGAGAAUUAGUAUAAUGUCUUACUUUGAGACUACAAAGUUAUUCGUUAGAGUUCUUAUCUAAAGUUACUUGAUAGUGUAUAUUGGGUUUAAUUUUAAUCCAUGUAGAUUGUAUACUAAUGAGUUAUAAUGUACACGUCCUUUUUGAAUCA